This is a messenger RNA of Moneuplotes crassus, 3994 nucleotides long. Lineage: Eukaryota; Ciliophora; Spirotrichea; Euplotida; Euplotidae. The record is from the annotation of a GenBank genome assembly.
AUGGAGGAUAUAGAUGUAGCUUAUCCGGAAUAUGAGUGGAUAGUAGAGCUAGGGCGUUUGACAAAAAUUAGCCCAGCCAAUGGGCAAACACCAAAGAAAGCCCUGUUUAUUGAAAACAAAACCUUGCUUAUACAAGAGGUCGAUAUGUCUCCUUCACCAAUUGAACCUGAAGGAGGGUAUAAAAUUAAAGGAAUCCUUGGAAUCAUACAGAUUUUUCCUAUUUCGUAUCUUCUAGUGAUAAAGGAGCAUAAAUUAGUUCAUGAAAUCACUAUUCCUAUUCGAAUGAGGAUCUAUGAGAUUACUGAAGUCGACCUGCUUAUCCUUGAUAAAGAAGGAGAAGAAAAUGUUGAAUACAAAGAUGCUAUUAUUAAGAUAAUGAAGUUUGGCUUUUACUACUCUCCAGAUGUUGACCUAACCCACAGGAUACAUGGUGACUUCAAUCAUUCAGAUAGAGAAGAGAGGAAAACAGAACUGAUCAAGGACAUCCCAAAGGAAAAUUUAGAGAAUUUAGACAACCAAGAUAAAUUCUGGUGGAAUAAAAGACUCUACCAAAAUUUUGAGCUAUGAGGCAUCGCUGAAUCUCCUUGGAGGAUCAGGAUGAUUAGAGGCCAUGUUGGAUGAGAAGAGAUGCUUCUUGGGAUCAGCACCCAAAUGAACAUCACUCUUAUAUCAAGAAAAGCUACCUUAAUGGGAGGUAUUAUAGAUACAGGAAUAGACGAUGAUGGAAGUGUCUCACACUAUGUUGAAACUGAGCAAUGUAUUGAGAUUGGAAGCAAUUUCAUUUCAUUUGUUAUGGUGAGAGGAGCAGUUCCAUGAUUCUACGACACUGAGCUGAUAAGAGAGUUUGAAAUGCACGACCCAGCGUUUAAAUAUCAUGUUAAAAGCAUGAUUGAGGAUUACGAGAAAGUUAUCUGAAUAAACUUGCUUGAUAUUAAUAAUCCUUAUGAAUUUUCAUUGACUAAAUUCUAUGAGUUUUUGGUCAAAGAAAAUCUUGAUGCUUUUAAAGAUUGUCUCAGAUACAAGCUGAUAAACUAUAAAGAAGAAGUCCUUAAAGAUGAUAUUGAGAAGAACAAACAGCUUACUGCUUCUGCAGAAGCAAUGAAGUUUUUAUGGAUAACUUCAGAGGGAAGUGUCAAAAAGACUCAAAAAUGAGCUCCUAGAUUCAAUUGUCUUCAUAACCUUCACAGGUCAAAUGAAUGCCAACAGAAGAUUUCUCUUAUUGUUCUCAAAUAAAAUUAUCAGAGCACUGCAUGAUGAAUAUGUAGUCGAUGAAACCCAAGUCAAAUGGAAAUUACUAUUUCCUAAAAUUGAAGCAAUGUAUAAAGCAAAUCAAGCUAAAAUUUGUAUUGAAAGUGGCUGUCACUGAAUCGCCAGUAAGAAGCAAGAGGAUGAUGGAUAUUUCCAAGCAAUGUACAGCCAAAUAACUUCUAUUGAGAAGUACUUCUACAAUUUCGUUACUUCAAUCCAAGCUAGAGAGGAUAACUUAUACCAAGAAGCACUAGAGUAUAUCAGAGGCUUGAAUAUGAAUCAAGAAGGCGUAGCAGACAACAGCAUUGAUAAAUAAAUUAUUCGAAGAGGAACAAAAAUAUUCCAGAAUAAAUCGGUACAAAUUUGGGUUCCUCACCUGGAACCUAGCUGGCAAAAACUAUGAUAAAUAAAAUGGACUUUUAUCGGACUCUUCAUUCGAACAAGGAAACUCUUCAUGAGCCAGCAGAUAUAAUCUUUGUAGGGUUUCAGGAAACAAGAAAGUUGAAUGCUUUUGCUAUAUUAAAGGGAGCCAGCAAGACUAGGAGUGAUCGACUCAAGCAAGAGGUCCUAGUAGCUCUCAACAAGAUCGCAAGAAAGCACGACAGUGACUUUGACUAUCUCUGCUUUGCAGAAGAGUCAAUGUGAGGCCAACUGAUCUUAGGAUACUGUAAAUCUUCUAUAAAAUGGAAGAUAAGUAAAAUUGCAAUGACCAAAAUCAAACAAGGCUUCGGUGGUAAAACAGGCAAUAAAGGUGCAGUUGUCAUUCGUUUUAACCUUGACAACACCAGUAUGAUUGUUGCCAAUGCCCAUCUUGAGAGUGGUAAGAAGCACCUUGCAGAGCGACUUUUUCAAUUCAAAGAUAUCAAAGAAAACUGUAUUGUGGGGAAAGGGAAGAAAAGUUACAAGUUUGAAUCCCAUAAAUGCAAAUUUUUCAUUGGAGAUUUGAACUUCAGGAUAAACCUUGACUAUGAAGAAGCAAAAUCAUUAGCCCAGAACUUCAUGCCUGAUGAUAAGAAGAUUUUGGAGGAAAAAGAUCAGCUGAACAUUGCCAAAGCUACAGAAGAAUAUUUGCAAGAUAUAAGAGAAGGGCCUCUUAACUUCCGUCCAACUUACAAAUACGAUGAUAAUAGUGAUGUCUAUGAUACCUCAAAAAAGUUGAGAGCCCCAGCUUGGUGUGAUAGGAUCUUAUGGUUCAAAAAUGAGAAACAUAUUGAUCAACUGAGUUAUGAGAGAAAAGAAAAUCAAUUUUCUGAUCACCGUCCUGUUCUAUCAUUCAUGAGUGUCUUGACUUAUACACACGACAGCAAGUUAAUGAGAGAACUCAAGCAAGAAAUGGUCAGAGAGAGAAAAGAAGAGUAUUUUAGAAGUAGAAGGGACAGCUACUUCAGCUAUGCAGUCACAGGAAAAUUUGAAGAAGAUAAUAAGAGAGAUUUUGAAGAAGAUGAGAUAGAAGAGUCACAAGAGACAGAAAAUCAAGAAUCUGAAAAUACAGUAUAAGGACUAUGCAAUUGUAGCCCUUAAAAUUUUUAGCCAGGAUCAAAUACUAGCUUCAGAUAUAAUCUCAUUAAAAUAUCUACUUCUCUUGUUUGAAAGAAUUUGUGAACUUUAGGGAAUUAUUUUAUGCACUCAGAGAAUGCACUAGGGAGAACCUGAAACUUUCAUUUACAUGCAUCAAAAUUUUAAUACUUUCUUCGUUUACUGUAUUUGCACUGAAUAUUUUAAAUUUUGCGUUCUUUAUAUAAUAAUCACUUUAUAAGCCACAAGUUCAUACUUGGUGAAAGGGACCAGAUUUAAUGUAAACUGAACGCAUAUAACUUUUCUUAUAAUUCAACAUAGAGCUCCAAAUUAGGACUCCAAACAUUUUUCACAAAGUUGUACUUUUAAUUCCAAAUAAAGGGAUUUUUUAUCAAUUUCUCAAUCUUAUUAACAAGAAUUUUACCUAUACUUGGAAUAUCGUUUAAUCUAAACUUCUGAUGAUGAGAUAAAGCUAUUUGGCUUUCUUUUAGGUAAGAGUUAAUAUCUUCUGGGCCAUAAUGAUCUUUAUAUACUUAGAUUCAUCUGGCUCAAUAAUAAUUAUUGCAAUUAGCUCAGUAACAAAAGAUUCCAUAAUUACAGAGUAAAAAUUAAUCAUAAUAGUAUCAAAGGAAUUAUAGAAGAGUGAAGAAUUUAUCCAAAUGAUCAGACUCUUGAAUUUUUGUUGAAAGCUAUUGGCUAAUAAAUAUUUUCUUUAUGAUUCUUGGAUCAAUGCAUCCAAGCUUGACAAGUCUGAUGCAUCCACAACAUCAUUUAAUAAUCUAUAGCCUUGUUUUCUAAGCAAGGAUGGAGAACAAGGUUAAAUAUGACUUUUGUAGUAUAUCCAUAUCUCACCUUUCCUGCUGUUUAAAAUUUUGAUCUUAAAAAUUAAUUCUCUCAGUACUAGUUAUUAAUCUGUAUGCUUUUAAUCAUUCUUUGAAUGAAUCAAAUGUUAGCUAAUCUACAGGUUAGAAGCACUGAAGCAAUAAUCAUGAAUAUACUUUCGAUGUAUUCAGGUGCUAUAGCAUCUGGUAUAAUUAGACUGAAUCUGGAGUACAUUUACUAAAUCAUCUAUCCAAUUUGAACUGCAUUCUUGCCUGAUUAUCGUGGCUCAUUACUUUGCUUCAUGAACUUUGAUUGGAGUUCAACUCACAUCAAUCAGUAUAAAGUAUCAAGAGUAAUAGUUAGGUCGGUUUCUGAUUCCAUGGCUUGUUCUUGAGUACUUAGUCCUUUC